AGCUGGUGCCUCUUGAGAAGGAAAGAUCUUUUUGCGUCGCAACAUAAACAAUUUAAUAUAAAUUACUCUUGUCAUAUCUUGGAUGUAUAUGUAUCCUAUCAGAUGCAGUCUGACUUGCUGUUUGUUUCCAACAUUUUGUGUGAGCAUCGGGUCACAAGAUUGAUUUCUGAAAAUUGAGUAUGGCAAUCUGAAAGUCUUUGGAUCAAAGCUUCAAUUCUGACCUGUGAUGGCUCAAUGUCGAACAGACUGUAUUGAGAAACCUCUUUGUACAGCAUUUAGGAAACUAGGAUUUUGUGUUGGGCAAAACCCCUGGUGGUUCUUGCUUGUCCCUUUGUUUGUUUCUGGGGGAUUAGGAGCAGGAUUUUGUUUCUUCUUUCAAAAUGAAAGCAAUAACAUAGAAGAUCAGUUUACUCCCAUUAACGGACCAGCAAAAUCUGAGAGAGAGUUCAUUAAAGAACAUUUUCCAACCAAUGAUUCUCAAUCCUUCUCUAAACAAAGACUUUACACAGAAGGGACAUUUGCUUCAUUUAUUGCCAUUUCAAAAGAUGGUAAUAUUCUUACAAAAGCAGCAUUUGAAGAGAUUUUAUCACUUGACAGAAAAGUCAACGAUUUUCAAUUUUGUGAGAAUGGCACAACCUACAAUUAUUCUAAUCUUUGUGCAAAAGUCGGAGAAACUUGUGUCUCAAAUGCACUCUUAGAUUUGCUGAAUUAUGACCCUAAUCUGAUUGAGACGGAAAAGAUCUACUACCCAAAAACAAAUCAUACUUUUAUUGGCAGUGAACUGGGAGGGAUUGAGUUGGAUGAUAUUGGAGCUUUUCUUAAAAAGGCCAAAGCUAUUCGGCUGCGUUAUCCCUUAAGAGAAGAUGAUGAAAAAGACAAGAUACUUAGUUUACUUUGGAUCCAGAAGUUUCUUCAUGAAUUCACAAUGGUGCAAACACAUUUAACUCAUAUUCAGGUUUCCCAUUUUACCUCGGUCUCGAGGCAAGAAGAAUUUGAGAAAAAUUCCAAAAGAAUUAUUCCUCUGUUUUCCGUCACGUAUUUACUUUCAAUAUCCUUUUCCAUCUUGUCUUGUGUGAGGCUUGACACCGUGAGGAAUAAAUUCUGGGUUGCUGUUCUGGGAGUCGUAUCAGCUGGACUAGCUGUAUUAACUGCCUUUGGAUUGCUGCUUUAUUGUGGGACAACAUUUGCUAUCAAUACUGCCAGUGCACCCUUUUUGAUUCUAGGUAUUGGUGUGGAUGAUAUGUUCAUUAUGCUUUCUAGUUGGCAAAAGACAAAAGUUCAUGCUAAAGUUGAAGAUCGCUUGGCAGAUACGUACGCGGAAGCAGCUGUUUCCAUCACAAUCACCACUCUGACUGAUGUUUUGGCCUUUUAUAUUGGCAUUGCGACACCUUUUCGAUCCGUGCAAUCAUUUUGUAUUUACACUGGUACAUCUGUUCUGUUCUGCUUCAUUUACAACAUUACAUUUUUUGGAGCUGUUCUUGCACUGAAUGGACGAAGAGAAGCCAGUAACAGACAUUGGCUGACAUUCAGAAAGGUUGAAAUGGUUCCUAAACAAGGAGAAUCUACACUCAGUGCAAAGUGUUGUGUAGGUGGUGCUUAUGAUCAGGAAUCAGGCACAGAAUUGGAACAUCCAGUCUACUUCUUCUUUAAAGAAUAUUAUGGACCAUUCCUUACAAAUGGAUGGACCAAGGCAGCUGUGAUUCUUCUGUAUUUAGCAUACUUAUCGGGCAGUAUUUAUGGCUGUUUACAGAUCAAAGAAGGAAUAGAUCUCAGAAAUCUGGCCUUUGAUGAUUCGUAUGUAAUUCCAUUCUAUGAUGCCGAACGUGAUUUUUUCUCAGAGUAUGGUCCACGAGUUAUGGUGACUGUGACUGAAUCUGUAGAUUAUUGGAAUGCCACCAUUCUGGAUGAAAUAGAAACCUGUAUGGGCAAGCUAGAAAACAACUCGUACGUAGAUCAGGAAUUGUCAGAGUCCUGGCUUCGUGCAUAUAUUGACCUUUCUAAAAAAAUGUACAUAGAUAUAAAAGAGAAAAAUGCUUUUACUGGAAAUUUAACCAAAUUAUUUAAGUUUGUUCCUGCUUUUCAACAAGAUGUUGAGUUCUCACAAGAUAAUAUGAACAUUAGAGCUUCAAGAUUUUUCAUUCAAAUUGUAAAUGCCAGUGAUUCGCUAGAUCAGAAAAACAUGCUGAUUGAAUUAAGAAAUUUGGCACAGGAAUGUGGAAUCUCUUUACUUCUAUAUCAUUCUGCUUUCAUUUACUUUGAUCAAUUUCUUGUGAUAGUGGCUAACACAAUUCAGAACAUAAUCAUGGCAACAGUUGCUAUGUUGAUUAUUUCUUUACUAUUAAUACCUAAUCCAGUUUGCUCAUUAUGGGUGACAUUUGCGAUUGUAUCCGUUUUAGUGGGUGUGGCUGGUUUUAUGGCUUUCUGGGAUGUCAAUUUAGAUUCUAUAUCUAUGAUUGACCUGGUCAUUUGCAUUGGUUUUUCUGUGGACUUUACAGCUCAUAUUUCAUAUGCUUUUGUUUCAAGUGAUAAAACAAAUGCCAAUGGACGAGCUAUUGAUGUCCUAUACACUCUUGGCUAUCCUGUAAUCCAGGGGGCUUUCUCAACAAUAUUAGGUGUUGUUGUAUUGUCUGUUGCAGAAAGUUACAUAUUUAGAACCUUUUUUAAGAUCAUGUUUCUUGUAAUAUUUUUUGGUGCAGUUCAUGGCAUUGUAUUUAUGCCGGUGUUUCUGACCUUUUAUCAAAUUUGUGGCAACGAGAAUAAUGAUAUGUCAAAUGAUGUUAAAGAGUGUGAAAAGAGCAAAUAUCCUCACACCUAUCAGUAUGUACAUCAUGGUAAAGUAAAUGUAGAUACGUCGAGUGAAUUAACACAGAUAUCAUGACAGGAGCCUGUUCAGUGACAUUUACCUCAGUCUUAAAGAUAGAAUUGUUUUCACAAACUUGUGUAUUAUCACAACAUGUAUAAUUUGAGAUACAGGAAAAGAAAAUCAAGCCUUUGAAUACACAUGAAUGUCAAGAUUUAGCUAUUGUAAAGAUAAUUAUUUUUCAUGUUGCAAAUAUGCCAUUCUGCGAAACUCUGCAAGUUGUCAUUGGCUUCAAAUUGUAACUGUUUUUCUCUCCACUGACUAUGCCCAACCUUCUGUGUAUUUCUAGUGCAAUCUGUUUAAUACUUAAGGCAUUUGCAGUUUUGGGGGGAUUUUCACUGCAUCAUCAUUUGUCUUGCAUUGUUACCGUGUUGGAAUCAAG
Amblyraja radiata (thorny skate) is the source of this 3242-nucleotide messenger RNA. Its product is annotated as patched domain-containing protein 3-like. Gene Ontology annotation, cellular component: membrane. The record is from RefSeq and is a predicted model, not a curated record. The transcript is spliced from 6 exons. Lineage: Eukaryota; Metazoa; Chordata; Chondrichthyes; Rajiformes; Rajidae. The coding region runs from base 227 to 2878 and encodes 883 amino acids.